GAGUGGUAUGAUUUUAGGAGCAACCUUGUUCGCUAUGACUACAGACCUUUAAGUCUGGAUUUGAUCCAGCAGUUUGGAUUCAACCCAUUGAGUGAAGUGCAUGACUUCAACACAGGCGUAAGGUAUGUGAUAGACACAUUCCAAGGUAACUGCUCGUACUUCCCACUCCAAACAGUUGGCCUUGACAUUACCAAGGUCAGUCCCACAGAAGUACGGAUCCGGACGCCUCAGGAGUUCUUCAACUAUAACAAUGUCUCAGUGCCCUAUACCUACACUGGAGUGAGAAAAGUCCGUGACAUUCCAGCAGAUGUGUGGAUUGCUCAGAGGAAAGGAUAUCCUGGCAUCUGUGAUGACUGCACCACUGUGUGGGAGUGGUAUUUUGCUGUUUCCAACUGGACCCAGUAUAGUGGGAUGGUCAGGGAGGGAGGUGAGCCGAUCAGGUUGGAGGUGACCAUCAAGCAGAACCAAUUCAAACCAGAUACUGAUGUCCAUCUGAUUUACAAUGUGAUGGACUUUGACGAGAGUGAGCCACAACUUUGGACCUUUGACAUUGGAGCUUGCUAUGAAACACUAAGCAAAGUUUAUUUCAAGAUAGAAUUCCCAGGUGGAAAAAGGNAUAUUGACACUGUGGCCAAUAGCUUCAAUCUGUUUGCCUUACAAGAUAAGUUGGUUGUUAUACCUAGAUACGCCAAGGGUUCCAAGCCCUCCACUGCUGGUCCUGAUCUUAGUGUUUGUGAUCCUUCAAAAAUUUACAAUACACCAGGCCCAUCAUUGCCUGUGCUGCCAGAUAAAUUUUACACAUCUGUCCAAUGCAAUCUAUUCAACAAGAACAAGACGGUAGAGGUAGAUGUGUGGUACGACUUCCAAGGCAACAGAGCCGCCAUGGCCGAGUACCAGUACGAUGACAAGCUGCUGAUUAUCUACAACUAUGCAGAUGAUGAGAUCAUUGAAAUAGUCACAAAAGAAGAUAACCUAUGCUCGGUUGAGAAAAUCAGCACGUCCCAGUCAAGGCUUCUGUUUGGUUAUAACACCACCAGUGGCAAAGCACACAUCAAUAACCCCUAUGCAGUCUUUGCUUUUGGUGGAGAUAUGCAGGAGAUGUAUAUGGGGAAGACUGUGGUGAGGGGAAUGAAGACGGAUCACUGGUAUGGGUGCACAUACAACCCCUAUUCCAAGUACACUCUUAGUGUGGAUGCGUACUUUUCAGACAUUGCCAACUGGCAAACUCCUCUAGGCCCUGCCGUACCAGUACGUCUGUAUAUGCAAGGAUCAGAUCAGAGUGGACCCACACCGCGCUACUUUGAACACACAUACGACUUCUCCAACUUUAAGCCGGCGACAGACUUCCCGUUUGGUGAUGAGCCAUUCCAGGUACCUAAGGGAACAAUUUGUCCAGGAAGAGUGAACAACAAGCAGUUUCCACCACUGCCAAACUACUUUAGUUUCACAUCAGAGGUGGUUGCUCCAGAGUCAAAUACUACAAGUUUUCUUUACCAAGCUUAUGACUAUGGUGCCCGUUUGGUGCGUUACGACUACCGCGCUCUCCCUGGUGAUGGGAAUCCCUUUGGUAACAAUCCACUAUCAGAGGUCCAUGACUUUAAUACUGAUUUGAUAGAAGUGAAAAUGUUUUCAUUUCAGCAAGCUUAUGACUAUGGUGCCCGUUUGGUGCGUUACGACUACCGCGCUCUCCCUGGUGAUGGGAAUCCCUUUGGUAACAAUCCACUAUCAGAGGUCCAUGACUUUAAUACUGGAGUACGGUACAUCACAGAUACCAUCAAAGGGAACUGUUCCGUUCGUCCUAUCUCCUCCACAUCUUUCGAUUCUGUGAAUGCGAGUGCAUCUACUGUAAGGCUUAGGACUGCACUGGAGUUCUUCGACUAUGACAAAAAUGUCGUAACAUAUAACUACCAAGGAAAGCGUAAAGUACGUAAUAUGGUUGUGGAUGUGUAUGCAGCCAAGCGCACCAACUGGCCUCCCAUAUGUCCUGAUUGUACCUCUAUAUGGGAGUGGUCCUUCCAAAGUCCGGAGUGGACCCAGUACAGUGGGCGUCUGGAUGAGGGAGGAGAACCUGUCAUGAUAGAGAUCAAGCUCCCUGAAUUGAAUCUUCACUACAUUUAUAACAUUAUCAACUUUAAUGAAGACGAACCUUCUUUAAUGGAGUUUGAUAUAAGUCAAUGCUAUUCAACAAGAAGAAGGCAUUUCCAGUUCGAAUUGCCAGGAGAAGGCAAACCUUUGGUAGAGGCAGUUGGAAUCAAGGUGUUCAAAUAUGCAGUAAUGCUAGGAGUGGCAGGACAGUGUGGGAUAUCAAGUAUUAGAGUCACUAACAUUGUGGUGGAUUAUGAUACCAAAGAGGGGGUCCUGGUGUAUUUUACCAUGCUGGACAAAGCCCCAAUCACUGGAGAUGUUCCAGUGAAAAAACCAGAAGUCGACCUGGACGUGGCAGCAGAAAUAUUCACACUGGCCAUCAACAAAGGGAAUUUUUCAAUUCUGCUGCUGAACUCCACAAAUGCCUUUAGUCUGUAUGCUAAGCCUUACUCAAUAAAGGAGAAUGAACGGGCAGCAACAGCGAGUCCAGUAGUGCAACAAGGCUUGACUACAGGUCAAGCCACGGGUCUUGCCAUCGGAUUGUUCGUGCUCGGGAUCUUUUUAACUCUAGCCGUGGUUGUGUUGGUCUUUAAAAUGAGAAGCGGAUCUGGCAUGUUUUCACCACAGAGACUAGACGAAGUGGAGCUCCAUCCUUCAAACUAAAACGAAUAAAGAGAUGUUUCAUCCUGAAUUUAAUUAAAAAGCACAACACGGACGAGUUGCAGCAAGCAGAAUUCAGCAAGGAAGACAUUGUGUUAGUUGAGAUGGAUCAACCAACACAUUUUAGCUCAGGCUAUUUUUUUUUUCGGCGAACGGGCGUCGCGGACAAUUUUGACUCCAGUGUUUUUAAUGUUUAUCUGGAACGAUGUUGUUGCUGAAGCACUGAAAUGGUAAUUUUAUAGUCAUAAUAAAAAUGAUCACAAAAUACUCUGGUAAAAUAUAUAUAUAUGGUAAGGAAUAAAAUUUCCAGGAAUUGUAAGAUUUUGUACAAAAAUUUCGGUGUUCCUAAAUGUUGUUAAAUGGGAUAAUUGUUUACGUCACGUUUACAUUUAAAAUUAGUGUGAUAAACGAUAAGGCUAUUAGUCAAGGACAGUUUGCUGAUUUAUCUAGUUUCUUCUCUUCUCCCUAUCACGAUACAUGAACCUCAUUCAUUUUCAAUGCCUUUUAUAAAAUGCGACUUCAAUAUUAAUUGUCUGUUAUGUGCAGUAUGUAGGCAGUAUACUUUUAAGCUUCUUCAGUUGAGAGUUAGAAUUCAAGCAACAUGUACAUACAAACAUCGUAGUUCAGUGGAAUAUUUAUCAUGUCCUUUAUGUUUCCUAUAAGUAAAUUAUUUUGUUGAAAUAAGGAAUAAAUACUCUUACCACUGA
Lingula anatina is the source of this 3452-nucleotide messenger RNA. RefSeq lists its product as uncharacterized. Lineage: Eukaryota; Metazoa; Brachiopoda; Lingulata; Lingulida; Lingulidae. The record is from RefSeq and is a predicted model, not a curated record.